GUUGCGCGACCGUGCAGCAGAGACCGAGCAUGACGUGACGUGGAAUGCUCGAACGAAGAGAAGAAGUUUCGUAGCGUUGUAUAGCAGGGCAGGAUUUGUUAGCUAAAAUGUUAGAUUUUGUAGUGAUAUUCACGAAGGGCGGCGUAGUACUUUGGAACUCGCAAACCUCUGGAAUAAACUUCUCAUCAUGCAUAAACAGCCUCAUACGUGGCGUAAUACUGGAGGAGCGAAACACAGAGUCCAAAUACUUUGAGGAGGAUCACCUGGCAGUGCAGUUUAAGCUGGACAAUGAGCUGGAUCUGGUAUAUGCGGCUGUCUUCCAGAAGGUCAUCAAACUCAAUUACUUGGACGCCUUUCUGGCCGACAUGCAGUUCGCCUUUAAGGAGAAGUUCGGCAGUAUACCGGCAUUGGAGCGCCUGGGCAGUGAAUACGAUUUCGAAGGCGAAUUCCGCAGCGUGCUCACUGCAGCCGAAGAGGCGUCUUCGAAACAGGUGAAGGCCCCCAAGGCCAUGCGCUCUUACAAUGAGUCGCAAAAAUCGAAGAAAACCGUCGCAUCCAUGAUACAGGAUGACAAAAAGCCAGUCGAGAAACGUGUCAACAUUCAGGAGAGUCCGACGCAGCCCAAAUCGCAGCCCUCAUCACCGCCACUCACAAAAGAGGACAUUAUUCAGGAAAACCGUCGAAAGUUGCGAGAAAAGCUUACGCCCACCAAGAAGGCAGCCGAUACCAAGUCAAGCACUGCUGUCAAGCAGGGUGCCUCAGAGAAGGCCGGAAAGAAGCCCAGAGUAUGGGAUCUUGGCGGCAACUCUAAAGAUGCCGUCCUACUCGAUCGUUCAAAGGACUCCCCCGAGGAUGUUGUGUACCAGAGCAUCAACAACGAGCUGGUGGGUACCAUGCAGGGUGUCAUCCCAGACCUGGAUGUGGAGAGCGAGGAUGAUUUGGACAGCGCGGAGGACUCUAGCGAGGAUGAGGAUUUGAGCAGCCAUUCAGCGGCACUGAAAAAGAACAGGCGCGGAGGUGGUUUGCUGUCCUAUUUUAAAGGAAUUGUUGGCGGCAAGACCAUGUCGCUGGCCGAUCUGCAACCGGCGCUGGAGAAGAUGCGCGAUCAUUUGAUAUCGAAGAAUGUGGCCUCGGAGAUAGCGGUCAAGCUGUGCGACUCAGUGGCAACCAGCCUCGAGGGCAAACAGAUGGGGACCUUCGACAGCAUUGCCAGCCUUGUAAGGGAUGCACUGACGCAGUCGCUGGUUCGCAUUCUGUCGCCCAAGCGUCGCAUCGACAUCAUACGCGAUGCCCUAGAGUCCAAUCGUGGUGGCAAGCCGUACACAAUCAUCUUCUGCGGGGUGAACGGGGUGGGCAAGUCGACGAAUCUAGCCAAGAUCUGCUUCUGGCUAAUUGAGAACGACUUCAACGUGCUGAUUGCGGCCUGCGACACCUUCCGCGCUGGAGCCGUCGAGCAACUGCGCACCCACACACGCCAUCUGAAUGCUCUGCAUCCGGCGGCGAACCACAACAACCGCACCAUGGUCCAGCUGUACGAGAAGGGAUACGGGAAGGACGCCGCCGGCAUUGCUUUGGAGGCCAUCAAAUUUGCGCACGACACAAAGGUGGACGUAGUUCUGGUGGACACCGCCGGCCGCAUGCAGGACAACGAGCCACUCAUGCGUUCCCUCUCCAAGCUGAUCAAGGUGAACAAUCCCGAUCUGGUGCUCUUCGUGGGCGAGGCUCUCGUCGGCAACGAAGCUGUCGAUCAGCUGGUUAAGUUCAACCAGUCCCUCGCCGACUAUUCCUCCAACGAAAAUCCGCACAUUAUUGACGGCAUUGUUCUCACCAAAUUCGACACCAUCGACGACAAAGUGGGCGCCGCCAUCUCCAUGACCUACAUCACCGGCCAGCCCAUCGUAUUUGUCGGCACCGGCCAGACUUAUGCGGACCUUAAAGCCAUCAAUGUGAACGCCGUUGUCAACUCGUUAAUGAAGUAAUGAAUCAAUGGCAGAAUGAAGCCGCAUUCAUAUCCAUGUGAAGCAAUCUAGAUAGAUCUACUUCCUAGAUGCCAACCUACAUACUAUUGCUCUGCUUAGUUAUUCUUUAUAUGUAUUCAAUUGUUUUGACCAAUUGAAAUAAUUGAAAUGCGUCCAUGUUUGUUGUGUAAA
Drosophila obscura is the source of this 2150-nucleotide messenger RNA. It is a transcript of the gene SrpRalpha, whose product is annotated as signal recognition particle receptor subunit alpha homolog. Gene Ontology annotation, cellular component: signal recognition particle receptor complex; endoplasmic reticulum membrane. Lineage: Eukaryota; Metazoa; Arthropoda; Insecta; Diptera; Drosophilidae. The transcript has 3 exons. The record is from RefSeq and is a predicted model, not a curated record. Bases 108 to 1979 code for a protein of 623 amino acids. Gene Ontology annotation, molecular function: ATP hydrolysis activity; signal recognition particle binding; GTPase activity. Gene Ontology annotation, biological process: SRP-dependent cotranslational protein targeting to membrane.